Molecule: messenger RNA, 3430 nt
Organism: Hippoglossus stenolepis (Pacific halibut)
Lineage: Eukaryota; Metazoa; Chordata; Actinopteri; Pleuronectiformes; Pleuronectidae
Gene: fnbp1a
Product: formin binding protein 1a
Biological process (GO): signal transduction
Molecular function (GO): protein binding
Source: RefSeq, a predicted model, not a curated record
GAGACACACACGAUUGCUCUAUUUAUUGGUAGAAUAUGUGUGUGUGUGUGACAGCAGGGCGGGGCUGAUAAUGAGCAUGCGCAGUAACCACACGCACACUCUCAGCAUCUUCUGACUGAUGACAAAGGAACCUCUGGGGAGACGUGCCGCGCGUGACCGCGUCCUCUGCGUUGUGCUGCUGCAGAGAAUAGACAGACAGGAGGAGUCAGACAGACAGGAGGAGUCAGACAGACAGGUCAGUCUCGGUGUGUAGGAGGAUGCGCGCGGCGGACAGCAGCAGCUCGCGGUGAGUCGGUACCGGGAGGCAGAGCAGCGCGCGCAGCGGAGAGAUGAGCAGCUCGUGGGGAACCGAACUGUGGGAUCAGUUCGAUAAUCUGGAAAAACACACCAGCUGGGGAAUCGACUUUCUGGAGAAAUACAGCAAGUUUGUUAAAGAGAGAGCUGAGAUCGAGCUAAGCUACGCUAAACAAAUCAGGAGUCUGUCCAAGAAGUAUCACCCCAAGAGAAGCAGAGGAGAUGAGAGCAGGUACACCUGGUGUUUGGCGUUCGCUGCGACUCUCCAUCAGUUGAAUGAAGUCGCAGUACAGAGAGAGGAACUUGCUGAAAACCUGAACUCACAGAUCGUCUGUGAUUUGACACGAUUCACUCACGAGCUGAAGACUGAGAGGAAAACACAUUUUCAAGAUGGCCGCCGUGCCCAGCAGCACAUUGAGAGCUCGUGGAAACAGUUGGAGUCUAGUAAACGUCGGUUUGAGCGUGACUGUAAAGAGGCUGAACGAGCUCAACAGGUCUCCGACAGAAUCGACCUCGACAACAAGACGGACGGAGAAAAGCGUUGUUCACUAAAGGCUCGUCACACGGCUCAACAGAAACAACAAGCAGCUGAAGAGUCCAGGAAAGACUACGUGACCAGUUUAAACCAGUUUAACCAGGACCAGCACCAGCACUACCACACACUGGUACCAGUCAUAUACCAGCGUAUCCAGGACAUGGAGGAGCGACGGAUCGAGAGAAUCUGUGAAUCGAUGCGUUCGUCAGCAGAAGCUGAAAGAAAAGUUCUUCCUGUGGUCAGUGGCUGUUUGGACGCCAUGAUGGAUGCCGCUGAGAGCAUCCAGCCCAGGAUGGACACCCGUCAAGUGGUGGAAGUGUACAAAUCAGGUUUUGACCCUCCAGGUGAUGUAGAGUUUGAAGAUUAUAGCGCCACCAUGAGGAGGAGCAUCUCUGAAUCCAGUUACCUUGACAACCGGACUGAGGGGCGGAGACAUGGCAGGAAGUUGUGGCCCUUCUUACGAAAAAACAAAUUGUUGACCCUCCUCUCCUCCCCGCAGCCCCCCCCUCCACCCCCAACCUCACCUUCACCUGGGGACGUGGUUAACUGUCCACAGUCUCCACCCCCUGCCUCAAGAGACCCAAUCACACAGCGACUGAAUGACCUCAUGACCUCUGGUUCCAGAACCAGGAAGCAGUGUCUGCGCAGCCUGAAGAGAGGGCUGUCUCUCAAACUGGGCUCAAGUCCUGCAGACUGUAGUCACCUUUCUCCUGAACAAAGAAGGAAAAAACUUCAGACCAAAAUCAACAACAUCAACGAAGAGAUUCAGAGAGAGAGAGAGCAGAGGACGGCUCUGAUGAAGAUGAAAACUGUGUAUGAACACACUCCUCAGGGUGACUCGUGCAGUUUAGAUUCUCGACUUGAGGAAGUGAAACAGAAUCUUCAAAGACUUGAUGACGAGCUGCGGAGGAACCAGGCGUGGUUGUCGGAGGUGGACAGCAGACUGUCUGAUCAGAGCAGUAGAAGACAGAGUGGAGGUUGUGGGUUAAAUUCCCAGGCGACAACGCCAGGCAGCAGCAGCUUGAAAAAGCUGGACAACCGCAGUCCAGCCAGCAGAGAGAGUCCUGACGGCAGUUACACUGAGGACCACAGUGCUGAGCUUCACUUUAAGUCUCGUAGUUCAGAGUUUGAUGAAGACUUUGAUGAUGAAGAACCGUUACCCAGCAUUGCCACUUGCAGGUCUCUGUACCCGUUUCAAGGUCAGAACGAAGGCACUCUUUCAAUGGUGGAGGGAGAACUACUCUCUGUGGUGGAGGAAGACAAAGGAGAUGGCUGGACCAGAGUACGGAGGAAUCUGGAGGAGGAGGGAUAUGUCCCUACCUCUUACAUCAAAGUCUUCCUGGACACCAGCGCCAAAGGCUUUGUGCAGAGUAGUCGUCUAGUCUAGCACAGUAAUCGACCAAUGAGGACAUCUCGCCACAGGAAGUGAUGUAAAGGAAAGAGCUCAGAGGAAGUGUGGUAACAGCUUUUCAUUGGACAGUGUAAUGCUUCAGAUAUCUCGACCAAUCAGCUCCCAGACGAUUGUCAACUCAUGCUGGUCAAAAAAAAAAAAAAAUUACAAUCAUAUAUUAGGCCCCAAUAAGUAAAGUAUUUCUGUGAUUAACCCAUUCACACACACAUUCAUACAGUGCAUCUAUCAGCAUGCAAAUGGGGAAAACUGGGAUCAAACCACAGACCAUCUGGUUAGAGGGCAACCGCUCUACCCCUCAGCCACACCCGCCCAUAUUAGACUGGUGUGAAGGUUUGAUCAUAUAUUAGACUGAUCCCAAACUCAGAUCAGACAUUAGACAAAUUAGUUUAAUAAAGAUGUUGAUUAUUUGUUGUGAUUAUUGAUCAGUCUGACUGUGACUAGGUUUUAAGUUUUAAUUUAUAAAAUCUGUCAAAAAUAUUUCACAUCAAAGUUAAAUUGAUUACUUAGUAAAUCAAUCAGUAUUGAUCAGUGAGCUAAUCAAUAACAAGAAACUGAUACAUUUCCUGACGACUUAAGAAAAUUACUAAAAUCCUAACUAUUUAUUUCUCAUGGUGAUUAAAUGUGUGAUUCAAACUUUUAUUUUUGAAAAGUUUCUAUGAUUUAUUCAUUUAUUUUUCAGAUUCACUGAUAAAUUGAUAUCAGGGGUUAAUGUUAGUGUUUAAAAUGUUUUAUUUAACUUCAACACGUUUUAUUUUUCAGAAUUAUAAUUUUAAAGGUUAUAAAUGAAUGGAUGAAAAUGAUUCUUCCUGUGGGAAAGAAAAAUAAGUGCAUUUGUGAUGUCACCCUAUGCUCCAGGUGUUACAUCACUGUGAUGUCACAGUAAAGCUCUGCUCUACAGACUGAUGUCACAUUACACUGUAAAAUCUGUGUAAUGUGACAUCAGUCUGUAAAAAACAUUUUAACACUUCCUGUAAACCUGCUGAUAUUAACCCAGCCCCUCAGAUUUAACAGCCUGUAUUAGCCCAGCCCACUGCUUUUUUGAUCAUGUUAAUUAAUUCUGUGAAAUGUAAAACUUUUAUUUUAAAGUGAGAUAUUGAUCAGUUAUUGAUUCUUUUUUGAUUGAGACACAAAAGCUUAUCUUUUCAACUUCCUGUAUUUUCGAUUUCAAAAUAAAGUUCCUUCUGAAUUGG